AUGUAAAUAUGGUCAGAUCUUUAUUGAGGUAAGCUUACAGCAGUCUACACGGAGACUGAAGAAAUAGUGUUGUGGGUUUGUUAUGCUUUGACUGUAGUGUCGAGAUCUAAAGGUAAAGCAAGUGCUUUCCUAAAGUAAAUUCACUGGGAGUCUGAAAGAGGAAUUUGGUUUUAACAUCUCGUUCAAAAGUUGGCAAUUCUAACACUGCAGAACUCCCAUAAUACGGCACUUGCAAUAUUAUAAAAGCCAACUUCCUGAUAAGGGGUUUGAACACACAACCUUCUGAACAAGAGCUUAGCUCGGCAGACGUACAGGAAAAUGAAUAAUGGAAAACAUGUCGCUUCAACACAAGAUGCAGUUCGUCUCAAAUCUGUUAAACGUAACGAUGACAAACCUUGGUACCUGGAAACGUCUGGAUUCAAGAGUCUAUCACCUUAUCUUAAUCCAGCUUCGGAUUCUGAAGAGCUACACAAGGUUCGGGAAACAAGCCAUAAAUACCAUCAGGGUUUAAAGACAAUGAUUCCUAUUCGUUUAACUCCAAAGCAUCCAUCAGCAUCUCCGAUCGAUAAUGCUGGCCUUUUGUCAUUCGUCUAUUUCUCAUGGUUGACCUCAGUGAUACUGAAAGGUUACAAAAAGCAGGUGAAUCAAGAAGUGUUGCCUCCCUUGUCCCAUAACGAGUCUUCAGACGUGAAUGCUGAAAGAUUCCUGCGUUUUUGGAAGGCUGAGGUGAAGAGGGUUGGCAUUGAGAAAGCUUCCUUGGGAAGAGUGACACUCCAGUUUCAGAGAACAAGGCUUAUUCUGAAUAUAAUGUGUAUCGUCCUCAGUAUGAUUUGUGCUUUUAUGGGACCGGCUGUGAUAGUGCAUAGUAUUCUCCAGUACGUUGAUGAAAAAAUGGAUGAUCUUGUUUACGGUAUUGCUCUGUGCGUUGCUCUGUUUAGUACAGAGUUGUUAAAAAGUUUUUUUUUCACACUGGCUUGGGCGAUCAGCUACCGAACUGGAAUCCGAUUGAAAAGUGCCAUCUCAACAUUGGCAUUUACCAAGGUGGUUCAUUUGAAUAGCUUAAGCAGCUGCUCUACUGGUGAGAUCAUGAACCUACUGUCAAAUGAUGGCAAUUGUCUAUUUGAUGCUGUUGUGUAUUGCCCUCUUGUGUUUGGUACACCAGUAUUGCUGUUCAGCUGUGCUGUUUAUUCUUGCAUUAUCCUCGGACCCACUGCAUUAUUAGGAAUGGUUGCUUAUAUCAUAUUUAUGCCUGUUCAGAUGCUAAUGGCUAAACUUACCACAGCACUUCGAAGGAAGGCAAUUAUUAAGACAGAUACUCGUGUGCGAUUGAUGAAUGAGGUGUUAAUGUACAUAAAACUCAUAAAGAUGUAUGCUUGGGAAAAAUCAUUUGCCAAUUCUGUCCAUGAUGUACGGAAGGAAGAACGAAAGAUACUGGAAAAAGCAGGAUAUGUUCAGAGUGUGAAUUCCUCAGUUGUGCCCAUUAUACCAGCAUUGGCCACUGUCCUGAUGUUCCUUGUACACACAUUUCUGAAACAUGAGCUGAAAUCAUCUAUGGCGUUUACCGUGAUUGCAGUUUUCAAUGCAAUGAAGUUCUCAUUGGGCACCCUUCCUUUCUCAGUUAAGGCAUUUGCAGACGCUAAAGUUUCUUUACAAAGAUUAAAGAAUGUUUUAGCCAUCGAAAAUCCUGUAUCGUACUUGCAUUUGCUUCAAGACUCCCCAUAUGCAGUGGUGAUGGAAAAUGCUUCGCUUUCCUGGUACGAAUCAAAAGAGAAGAAAGCAGAUCUCAGCAAGGUUACAAAAGGAAAAGAAGGAAUUGAUGCAAAUGGCAAGAAGGAGGACCCCAGUGAAGUUACUGACCAUGCAUCGCAAAAUAUUGCUGAGCCUCUAAGGCAAAACGGCAAUCUUCUAACAAUGACUCUCCAGAAUAUUAGUUUCCGCUUGGAGAAGGGAUCUCUUUUAGGAGUUUGUGGAAAUGUGGGAAGUGGAAAGAGCUCUUUGCUAUCGGCUGUGUUAGGACAGAUGUAUUUGCGUGAUGGAACUGUAGGGGUCACUGGAUCAUUUGCUUACGUAUCUCAACAAGCUUGGAUAAUUCAUGGGAAUGUCAAAGAAAACAUACUUUUUGGAAAGGAGUAUGAUGAGAAAAAGUAUAAAAGGGUACUCGAAAACUGCAGCCUUCAUCAGGAUCUGGCAAUACUCCCCUUUGGAGAUAUGACAGAAAUAGGUGAAAGGGGUAUCAAUCUGUCUGGUGGCCAGAAACAGAGGAUCAGCAUUGCUCGGGCUGUGUACUCUGACCAGGACAUUUACCUGUUCGAUGAUCCAUUAUCAGCUGUAGAUGCACAUGUUGGGAAACAUAUUUUUGAGGAAUGUAUCAAAAAGGCACUUCAGGAUAAAACUGUGAUCUUCGUCACUCAUCAGCUUCAGUGUUUAGAACACUGUGAUCAAGUUAUUUUACUGGACAAUGGCAAAAUUACGGAAAAAGGAACACAUGAGACUUUAAUGAAACAAGAUGGAUACUAUGCCAACUUAAUCAGGAAUUACCAAAUGGAACACACAGAGAAAUCCAAAGAUAAAGAGGAAAUAGCAGAACAAAAGCUGGACAGAACAUUGUCUGCCAGACAACACAAUGGCAUAGAGAAUCCUGCAUUUGAUAUGACUGAUGAGAAGGUCGAUUCAACAGACGAAAUCAGUGUUCAUGGAAAGAAGAACGAGGAUAUGGAAAAACCAAGUAGUGACCAGCUUGUUCAACAAGAAAGCAAGGAAGAAGGCUCUGUAUCAUUGGGAACGUACCAACAAUAUUUUAAGGCAGGAGGAGGAUAUGCAGCGCUUUCCUUUGUGCUCUUCAUCUUCAUCCUUAUGAUGGGUUGUACAAUUAUUAACGGUUGGUGGCUGAGUUAUUGGUUACAACAGGGAGCUGGGCCGAACUGCACCAGCCAAGUGAACAACACUGAAGCUAUGGACUGCAGCAGCAUCACAAACAAUCCCCAAAUGGGAUUUUACCAGCUCAUUUAUGGAAUGUUUCUUGUGGUAUUGGUUAUAUUGAGUUUCAUUAGAGGAUUCACUUUCACAAAGUACACCUUGAAGGCUUCUUCCACGUUACAUGACAAGGUCUUUCACACGAUUUUACGCAGUCCCAUGAGCUUCUUUGACACCACACCAGUUGGGAGGAUAAUCAAUCGGUUUUCAAGGGACAUGAAUGAAGUGGAUGUGUGGCUGCCUUUCCAAGCGGAGAACUUUUUGCAACAGUUAUUGACAGUUCUGUUCACAAUAGCAACGCUGGCAGCAGUGUUUCCCUACCUUCUCAUUCCAGUGGCAAUCAUACUUCUUCUAUUUCUGCUCAUUGUAAUGACAGCUCAGCAAGCUAUCAGAGAACUGAAGAGAAUGGAGAACAUCAGCAGAUCCCCCUGUUUUUCACACAUCACUGCAAGCAUCCAAGGACUGAGCACAAUUCAUGCCUACAAUAAAAUAGAUGAGUUUAUCGAGAAAUUUAAAUACCUAAAUGAUAGGAAUACCAACCAUUUUCUGUUUCACUGUUCCAUGAGAUGGCUUUCUGCAAGGACUGAUAUCUUCACAGUUUUUAUAACCCUGACUGUGGCCCUUUUCGUUAUCAUCAGUCCUGAUUCCAUCUCUGUCUCAAAUAAAGGUCUUGCUCUGUCAUAUGCUAUUCAGCUGACUGGACUCUUGCAAGUGUGUUUCAGGAUGGGAACUGAAACUGAAUCCAAAUUCAUAUCUGUAGAGCGAAUAAUCGAAUAUAUUAAGUCUGGUGUUUCUGAAGCCCCGCUUUAUAGUGAAGACACAACCAUUUCCAAGGAAUGGCCAAAUCAUGGCGUAAUCACAUUCAAGGACUACCAGAUGAAAUACAGGGAAAACACUCCAGUAGUGUUAAAGGGACUGAAUGUUAAUAUAAUGGCCCAGGAAAAGGUUGGAAUUGUUGGAAGAACAGGGUCUGGAAAGUCAUCACUGAGUGUUGCAUUGUUCAGACUGGUGGAGCCGACCGCAGGAACUAUCUUGAUUGAUGGUGUUGAUAUCCGCACUAUUGGUUUGGAAGAACUGCGAAGCAAACUGUCAAUCAUUCCCCAGGAUCCAGUACUGUUUGUCGGUACAGUAAGGCAUAAUUUAGACCCUUUUAAGAAUUACCAGGAGGAACAGAUUUGGGAAGCCCUCGAGAGGACUCACAUGAAGAAUAUGAUAUCAAAUCUUCCAAAGCAACUGGAAGCAGAAAUCAUUGAAAAUGGAGAGAACUUUUCUGUAGGAGAGCGUCAGUUGCUUUGUAUGGCAAGAGCACUGCUCAGAAAAUCCAAGAUUAUAGUUUUAGAUGAAGCCACAGCCUCCAUUGAUGCCGAGACUGAUUUGUUAGUCCAGAGUACCAUCAGAGAAGCCUUCCAUGAUUGCACAAUGUUAACAAUUGCACAUCGAAUAAACACAGUUCUGGAGAGUGACAGAAUUCUAGUAAUGGAUGAUGGAAAGGCUGUUGAAUUUGACAAGCCUGGUGUGCUUAUACGAACCCCCAAUUCAGCUUUUGCAUCAUUGCUGGCUGCUACCAACAAGAUUAAUUCAGAAGUAUGAAAAGGUUAAAAAAGAUUUGCUCAGAAUUACUGCAGAAAGGUACUAAGAACUGAUGUGAGAUCUUGAUUAUUUAUUACUGCACUGAAAGUUAGCCAUGGCGUUGAAAAGCAAUUAAAUGAAUAAACUAAUCAAAUUUUGGACAGUCACUAUAUAAUUCCACAUUUCAACUCAUGCAGAAUCUCAUUAUAGUGAUCUUAGAAUUAAAUUUCUAUUUCUUGGAGCUUAGAAGUAAUUUGGCAAAACAAUUAAAACAUUAGACACACCAACAUCAAAUUUCCUAUUUUAUUCCAUCCCACGAUUGAAAUCAACACUAAAUCAAUAGGAAAAUUAUUGCACUGACUGCUGAAGGGUAGUGUAAAGUAUGCAAUGAAAUAGCUGAAAAAUCAGUGUAAUUACUAGCGAGUUACAUCUUAACUCUGGCUUGCCAGUUAUCUACUUCACUUAUGCUUUACAGCAGCUGAAGCAUUGUUUGUCCACCUCCUGAGACCUGGGUUUGAAUCCAGUUCAGACUGACAGGAUCCCUCACAUUGAUUGUUCUUCUCAAUGGAAGACACUUAAAGGGGAAACCUCCUUACUACGAUCACUUUCUUGUCGUUUUGAGAGGUUAAAGGUGUGCAGUAAUAAUGAUAACAUGCUGUCAAUGUAUACUGGGAAUAAAAAUCAUUAGUUUUCUCCAAAGCUGAUCUUGUACCUGAAACCUUAAUGCUCCCUUAAUGCUCUCUCUGUUAGAAAUAUCCUAGGGCAUUUUUGAUCAGGCUGGCUCUGUCUCCCUUCAAACCUGUCUUUCUGGUGGAUGUACUUGUGACCUCAAACAUCUAUGGUUCUCUUCAAAGGGCAAAUGUGAAACUGGAUUAAGUGAGCAGGACUUUAUUGCAGCAAUAGUUUCCUCAGGACACCCUGACAGGGCAACAGACCUGUAAACUCUUGUGGUAUAAAGAAAAACUUUAUUUUAUUUAGCAGAUUAUUGAUGAUGCAAAUUGUUAAAAGGGAAUAUCUAAUUGUAUAAUCUUUUUUGUUUCUUUAGAGCUUGGAGGACUUAUGUUGAAUAGAAAGUAUUCCCCCAUUGAGACUUUAGUUGUCUUUUAAGACAUAUUGAUGAUUUAAAAAUAUUGACUUUUUUGUAUAGUUAUGCUGAUAUUCAUUGAAUCUAGAAUGUAUAACAUUGAAAAUAUUGUAAAUAGCUAUAGAAAAUAAUGAAUGUUAAAGGGAAGCUGGAUUGCCUUAAUUUGCAUAUUAAAUUUAGAUAUUUAUCACCA
Molecule: messenger RNA, 5819 nt
Organism: Callorhinchus milii (elephant shark)
Lineage: Eukaryota; Metazoa; Chordata; Chondrichthyes; Chimaeriformes; Callorhinchidae
Gene: abcc12
Product: ATP-binding cassette, sub-family C (CFTR/MRP), member 12
Biological process (GO): transmembrane transport
Cellular component (GO): membrane
Molecular function (GO): ABC-type transporter activity; ATP binding; ATP hydrolysis activity
Source: RefSeq, a predicted model, not a curated record